Molecule: messenger RNA, 9407 nt
Organism: Oxyura jamaicensis (ruddy duck)
Lineage: Eukaryota; Metazoa; Chordata; Aves; Anseriformes; Anatidae
Gene: ANO3
Product: anoctamin 3
Exons: 27
Coding region: 460-3555 (1031 amino acids)
Biological process (GO): chloride transmembrane transport
Cellular component (GO): plasma membrane
Molecular function (GO): chloride channel activity; protein dimerization activity
Source: RefSeq, a predicted model, not a curated record
GGCUUCCCCGGGCUGGGGAAUGCUCUUGUGUUCAUUGGUACUGCUUAGCCCCUCCCAGUUGGACCAGCGGGUAACAAAAUGGGAAUUAGACGCUUAAAGUUAGUCCAGACCUUAGCGGAGAUGCAGAUGUCUCCACUUAGCCUUUCUAUUUUUGUACCAGCUCUGCCGAAGUGCCAUCAUAUUGUUGUCACGCCGAGGAGAGAACUUGUUGAAGAAGUAGUUUUCUACCUUAAGGAAGAGCUGCAAUAUUUAGCAAAUGCUGCAGAGCUGGAAGAACAGCUUCAUGGAAAUGGAGUUUCUCUUUCAGUAAGGAAGUCAAAAGCAUUUCGCUCUAGUACAGCUUGGGGAAAUAUUUUUAUGAUAGGAAGCUAUUUUUUCCCCAAACAGCAAAUGAGCAGAAGUUCAGGUGGUUUGUUCUUUUAUUGACUGGUUUUUGAGUUACACUGAGACUGUCUCACAAUGUCAGCAGUGCUAAUUGAAUUGGAUAAACUUCCUUCAGAUGAAAUUGACAGCAAAGAGGAUUCCAAGUCAGACUUCAAGGAAGGCAAAUUGAGUGAUUUCUGUGCUGAUUAUUGUGGUUUUCAACUUCACUGCUCGCAUUCUGCACCAGCUGGUAUGAAUACCAGCAAGAGUGAGACAGUGAAAGAACAUCCCUUACAACCCUCUAGAAGGUCUCUGCCAUGCUUAGCUCAGAGCCAAACUCAUCCUCAGAGUCUGAGCAAGCAUUCUUCAUUUCUGCAGCCAAAUCGUGUGCAGCCACAGCCUCGGCCUCAGCCCCUAAGUGCAGGGACAUCUACAGCUACAGUGGAUGUAGUGUCAGAACGAGCUAAAGUGAUGGAGACUUUGGAAAACAAUUUGAUCAAGCUGUCUAAUACUGAAUACAACGAUCCAUUUUUAGAUGUAGGAAAGGACAAAGACACAUACACAGAUGAUUCAGAGCAUGGGAAUUAUGAUGUUCGUACAGAUCAGUCAUUGCUCAUUCAAAACAAGCUUGCCAGACAGAAAACAGAACCUCGGACUAAAUCAUCUUUAAAGACUGAUGCAAUGGCAUCAUCAGGCCUCUUCUUCAAAGAUGGAAAAAAGCGCAUUGAUUACAUCUUGGUCUACAAAAAGUCAAGUCUACAGGUAGAAAAAAGAAGCACAUUUGAGAAGAAUUUGAGAGCAGAAGGGCUGAUGUUAGAACGAGAGCCAGCCGUUACAAACAGUGAUAUCAUGUUUGUUAAAAUUCACUGUCCAUGGGAGACUUUGUGCAAAUAUGCAGAAAGAAUGAACAUCAGGAUGCCUUUCAGGAAAAAAUGUUAUUACACUGACUGGAGGAGCAAAACCAUGGGCAGUUUGCAGAGGAAUAUGAGAGAGCUGAAAAGCUGGCUGCCCAGAAAUCCAAUGAAGCUUGAUAAGGAGGCCCUACCUGAUCUCGAAGAGACGGACUGCUACACAGCACCCUUCAGCCGUGCACGCAUACACCAUUUUACAAUAAACAAUAAAGACAGCUUCUUCAGCAACUCCACGAGGAGUAGAAUUGUGCAUCACAUGCUACAGAGAACGAAGUAUGAAGAUGGAAAAUCUAAAAUGGGUAUUAAUAGAUUACUAAAUAAUGGAACUUAUGAAGCAGCAUUUCCACCACAUGAGGGAAGCCACAAAAGCAGACAUCCCAUCAAAACACAUGGAGCUCAGAAUCACAGACACCUUUUAUACGAGCGUUGGGCACGGUGGGGAAUGUGGUACAAAUACCAACCUCUUGAUUUAAUCAGGCGAUAUUUUGGUGAAAAAAUUGGACUGUAUUUUGCCUGGUUGGGAUGGUAUACUGGAAUGCUGAUUCCUGCUGCCCUGGUUGGGCUCUUUGUUUUCCUCUACGGAUUAUUUACAAUGGAUUCCAGCCAAGUAAGCAAAGAGAUCUGCGAGGCAAAUGAAACCAUCAUGUGCCCUAUGUGUGAACGCAAUUGCACGCUACAAAAACUCAAUGAAAGCUGCAUAUACGCCAAGGUUACGCAUUUGUUUGAUAAUGGAGGGACUGUCUUCUUUGCUAUUUUCAUGGCAAUCUGGGCUACAGUCUUUCUAGAGUUUUGGAAAAGAAGGAGAGCUGUAUUAACCUAUGAUUGGGACCUCAUAGACUGGGAAGAUGAAGAGGAAGAACUGCGCCCCCAGUUUGAAGCCAAAUAUUCCCAGGUGGAAAGAGUAAAUCCCAUCACAGGAAAACCUGAACCUUUUCAGCCUUUCCCUGAUAAGCUCAGUCGACUGAUGGUAUCUGUCUCAGGAAUAUUCUUCAUGAUUUCACUGGUCCUCACUGCAGUGUUUGCAGUUGUUGUGUACCGUCUGGUAGCCAUGGAACAAUUUGCUUCCUUCAAGUGGUAUUUCAUCAAGAAGUAUUGGCAGUUUGCAACAUCUGGCACUGGAGUCUGUAUCAAUUUUAUGAUCAUCAUGUCACUCAAUGUUGUGUACGAGAAGGUUGCCUAUCUCCUGACAGAUUUAGAGCACCCAAGAACAGAAUCGGAAUGGGAAAACAGCUUUGCCUUGAAAAUGUUCCUCUUCCAGUUUGUCAACUUGAACAGUUCUAUCUUUUACAUUGCUUUUUUUCUGGGCAGAUUUGCAGGCCGCCCAGGAAAGUACAACAAGCUUUUUAACAGAUGGAGACUGGAAGAGUGUCACCCCAGUGGCUGCUUGAUAGAUCUGUGUCUGCAGAUGGGAGUUAUUAUGGUUUUAAAACAAAUGUGGAACAAUUUCAUGGAGCUAGGCUAUCCUUUAUUACAGAAUUGGUGGUCACGACGCAAAAUGAAGAGAAGAGGACAAUCUAUGGAGCAUAAAAUUUCUCUACCUCAGUGGGAGAAAGAUUGGAAUCUGCAGCCUAUGAAUCUCCAUGGCUUAAUGGAUGAAUACUUGGAGAUGGUUUUACAGUUCGGCUUCACCACUAUCUUUGUUGCUGCCUUCCCACUGGCACCUCUCCUGGCAUUGCUGAACAAUAUCAUAGAAAUAAGGUUAGAUGCAUACAAGUUCGUCACUCAGUGGAGAAGACCUAUGCCUGCAAGAGCAACAGAUAUAGGUAUCUGGUAUGGGAUUCUUGAAGGAAUUGGAGUUCUGGCUGUCAUCACUAAUGCCUUUGUUAUUGCCAUUACUUCCGAUUACAUUCCACGUUUUGUCUAUGCAUACAAAUAUGGUCCCUGUACAGAUCAAGGAUACAGACAAGAAAAAUGCUUAAAAGGAUAUGUCAACAGCAGCUUAUCAGUAUUUGAUUUGAGUGAACUUGGAAUGGGAUACUCGGGAUACUGCCGGUAUAGAGAUUACAGAGCCCCGCCAUGGAGUUCAACUCCAUAUGAAUUCACUUUGCAGUUCUGGCAUGUCCUGGCAGCACGGCUGGCCUUCAUUAUAGUUUUUGAGCACCUUGUUUUUGGAAUCAAGUCUUUCAUUGCUUACCUGAUUCCAGACAUGCCCAAAGAUUUGUGCGACAGAAUGAGGAGAGAGAAAUACUUAGUCCAGGAAAUGAUGUAUGAGGCUGAACUAGAGCACUUGCAGAAAGAAAGAAAAAAGAAUGGGAAACAGUAUCACCAUGAAUGGCCUUAGUCAAUACCAUGCUGCAACAAUAACGCUGUUUGGAAGUUCAAGAGUGCAGUUUCAAAAUGAAGUCAGUCUGUCAUCAGUGUAAGAGAUUGGCAAUGUAUAUAUGUUCCUGCUGGGCUAUACAGUUGCAGGCUUUGGUAGGAAGUGGAAAACAGGUGCUUCCGAUGAAGAAAAUGAAGAGCCUUACCAGUAACCGGUCUGUGGGGAGCACCAAGUACUGGCACUCAGGAAUGUGCAGAUGUAUUACAAAUUUGCAUACUGAUUUGUAAAAAGGCAAUGAACAUUCGUGCUGUUCGUGAAGGUACUAACAGCGUCAUGAAAACAAAAACUUGCCUGUAAACUUAUACAGUAUGGGCAUGACAAAAACAAAUUACAUGAUAUCCACUACAGCUUCUGAUUGCUCAGCUGCAUCUGUAAUGCCUCUGAAGAAAAAAACAAACAAUUGUUGCCUUUGUGGCCAUAAAUGAGCUUUCAGGCUUACUGUUUUGUCAGGUUUGUCCUAGUCUCUUGUUGAGAUUGUGGAUGUGGUCCUACCCUAGAAAAGGGGUAUAUGGCUGCUUAAUAUAUACUAUGCAGUUUAAGAUUUGCACAUCAGUGUCAUUAAUUUAUCCUUCUAGUUGAAAACCAAAAAAUCUAAAUUCAAAGAGAAAGCAGCACUAAGAGAACACAUUGCAUUGCCCACACUGCAGCUGUAUUUGAAAAUGACAUGGCUGUGAGUUGUCUUUCCACUUUUAUGUGCAGAAAGGCCACCUCCACACACAUCCAGGAUGAAAGGACUGUCAUUUCCAUGCUCUGAUGUAGCAUGCAGAUGUCCAACUGUGUUACUGUUCUCUUUGACCUGUCUGAGCAGUGAUUCCGUGACUUCACAGAAUGCUAACUUGAAAUAUUCUAAUACAGUGCAAAUGACUUUGUUCUGAAUAUACAAUUAACUAUUUAUAGUAUGCAAGCUUAUGCAGAUAUAUAUCAGACAUACAGUAUAACAUUUCGACUUGCUUGUUCAGGGAAGGAGAAGCAGAGCACCUUAUAACAAUGCUCUUCUUAUUGUAAUAGUAAAUGUUCCAGUAAUGUGCACUUCUUUUAUUGGGCUAAAUAAGUCAAAGCAUGGGAAUUAGAUGCAGGCAGAUAUGUAUACAGAUUGUAUAUAAAAGCACACACACACAGUGGUUACUUUUAGAUUUUUUAUUAUUAUUUGUAUGCCUUCUUACAGUUUUGGGGGCCUUUUUGGAUAAAAUCACUCUAAAAAGUAGAUGUUCAUAUAUAAAGAAUCACAUUUCAUUUGUUACGUGCAUACAGUAUGGGGUAGUGUUGCUUAUGGUCAUAGUCACAUUUUGGUGAUGAAACUGUCUAUUAGGGUUUCAUAAUUUGGGAAUAGAUAAGCACUUAAUUUGAAAUAUUAAAACAAGCGGGCAGUGUUCACUUGCAGAGAAGGGAGUGGGGAAACCAAGUUACAGUCAUUCUGUUUAUCUUCUACAAUUUUAAUAAUUGUUCCUUAUACUGGAUGAGAAAAAAAUUAAAGCCAACAAAAGCACAUGAACUUUAAAGGCGGCAAGUUUUAACAUUAUUUUAGGGAUAGAGCUGCAAUGAAAUCACUGCUGACAGAUAUGAAAAGACAUGGCAUUUUACUCAUUAAAAUAGCACAUUGAACCAAAAAGUAUGAUUCCAGUAUUCAGUUGCAUAGAUUAGAACAAUCACUUUUUUUUUUGUAUUAUGCCAUAUAAAAUUAAUUUUAAGAGUCAAGAGCCCAUCAAAGUAGAUGAGUAGUAUCUGCCAGCAGACCUAGCAUCAUACCUUAAGUUCUUUACUUGUUUCACCAUAUUCAUGAAAUUCUGUGGUUAAUUCCAGCUCUCUGUGACCAGACAAGGCAACUAUAGGAGUAUCUGCACUAUUACACAAAGGAGGAAGGAGAUUGGAAGGUAUGAUCUAAUCAGUUGUAUUAGCCAUUAGAUCUAUGAUAAUGGGCUGAUGGAACUCAGCUUUCCAUAUUUUGGAAAGGCUUUUUUUUUCUUCGUAUUUUGGGUUGCACAUUAAGUUCCUCAGGAGUCCUUAUCAGAAAUAACAGCACUCUCCUCAGUGCUCAUAGAUUCUUGCUAUUUAAGUUAAUUUAUUCUCUCACUGUUUCACACUGUGGAAUAUCAAGCACCACUUGACAGCAUUAACCAGGUGUCACAGGUCCCAUUUUUGUGCCAGGUAGUGAUAGUACUUCAGUUCUUCAGAAGGUCACAGAUGAGCUCUCUUUUUAAUGUUUUCUCUAAAAACAAAAUGCCUUGGCUGGCCCAAGGUAUAAAGAUUUAGAAUAAAAUUUGGCAAAAAUCAGAAAUAUUGAUUAUUUUAUACUUUUCUUGUUUCUGAUGUCGAUAUUGCCACAUGUGAAAAUAUACUUAGGCAAAUUCCAACUGAAUUUCCAAGUGCAUAUGAAAGAAAGAUGUUUUGUAUUUGAGUAUGAUUUUGGAUUUAAAUAUAUAUAUAUAUUCUUAAUGAUUUUCAGCACUGGUGUACAGAAAUAUAUCAAAGGCAAGUAUGUAGAUCUGACAUAGUGCCGUUUAUGCACUGGAAAAGCACAAGAAAUUUUGGAGAAUCACUGUGUGUGUUCCUUUGUUUCUGAAGGACAUGAACAAUGUCUGAAGGUUUUGCCACUACUAGCCAUUUGCUUAAGCUGAGAACUUUUUGCUAGACUUCGUUUAGUAUGCUGUUUGCAUAGACUGCACGUUAUUUUACUGAAGUAUAAGGCACACACUGUCCUCAGGAAUAAUGUAUUUUAUGAAUGGUGAAUGAUCUUUUCGUAUUCUAAGUAUUGUCUUUCCAAAAAAAAAAAAAAAAUGACCAGUAUGAAUAGACUGUGCAUGCAAGCUGCAUUUGUGAAAUCUGACAAAGCUUUAGAACUUCAAUUUGUGCAAAAAUGCUUUAGAUCAUUGCUGAUCUAAUCUAUGACAACUUUGCUCUAUGCAUGCGCCCUUACAGAGACUGCAUGAGCAACUAGGUAUUUUUAAAUACAAAGAAUUAGUCCAAAAUGUCUUAAUGAUUCCUAACCCAAAUCAGUGUUUUGAUUCAGUCAAAAGAAAUUUUCAUUUCAGAAAUGAAAAAAUCCACGUACAUUAUACACGUUUCUAUUUACUUCUCAUUCUAAAUUUGUGCUCAAUGUGUGGGAUCUGAAUUUUGGUUAAUAAAAAUGAAAACAAAAAUAUGCGUGGAAUGGAAAUGCAUCCAAAGAGUUCUGUUUCACUGGCCUUCCUAAUGAGAAAUUCCUUCUUAGGGCUCAGCGUCCCUCUCCAUAGAGAGGGAUUCACCCACCGCUCAGUAUUCACAGCUGAGUGCCAGCAAGGUUGCCUGCAGUUUGAGCAAAGGCUCUCUGUUUGUUAUGCUGUCAUCUAAUCUCCUUACCAAAAAGACAAUGCAGUGACUGGGUGUCCUGAUAGAGUACUAAUAUCUGGAAACAAAGCAGACCACGCAAUGACUAUUUUUUAUUAUUUUUUUUUAAUCUUUUCUUUCCAAUCCACUUUAUAUUUAAGGGUUUAUAGAGGAAAUUUAGCUGAACUUUUAAGUUGGUAUUGGUGAUGACAAGGCUAAAAUUUUGAGUGUGAUGAUGGACGAUAAGUGGUUUGUGGGUUUGGGUUUUUUAGACGUUUCUUUAGAAGUACAUAUCUUCAGACCUACAAAACAGACGCAUCAGCUAUGCCCUUUUCUGACAGCAACUUGUCUUGAAUUAUGUUCUGAGGAUCUCAUUUAAGCUUCAUAGUGAUCUAAAGAAAACUCAGAAGAAAAAUAUCUGGAGGGUCUAGUCGGAAGUAGGUUAAUAGGUACUUACCUUAAUGCAACAAUUCAUUAAUUUCCUGAAGUUUUUUUCAUCAGAAGUUCUACAGGAGGAAAAACAUCUUGGGAAACACAGCUUUAGGGUGAGUGUUAAUAAGGAGAAAGGUAAAAAUUAGUGUUUGUUUUUUUUUUUCUUACUUUAUUAAGAUGACCAGUCUAAUAUAAGUAGUACACAUCUGCAGUUUCCUUCACAGCUUCAAACUCCAAAUACAAGUGCUGCCAGAGAGAACUGCUGGAGCUAUGGAGUCUGGUGACACUACUUCUGAGGUCCCGUGUGACAUCAUGGGGCUUAUUAAUCUUUGAAUUUACACAGGGGCAAAUCAGUACAUCCUUAUUUAGAAGCAUCAUACAAUUCUGAUUGACUGAGAAUGAUCCUUGUCCAUCAGAAGGAAAAAAAUCGAGCUGUUUUCACAUAGUUAACUUGAAUGCAUCACAAAUUUUCAUUGAAACUAUUACAAACUAGGUUUCUUUUAUACACUGAGCAAUGGUUAAGUAAAUCAAACUUGCUUUGUACGGACAGCUAAAUAUGAAGGCAGUAAAGUUAAUGGAAAAUCAAUCAAAUUGAAAUCAGUUGCAAACCUGAAUUCCUGUGGCAGAAAACGUAGCAGCUUUAAGAGCUCUCUGUUGGUACUCAACCUCCUGCCAGCAAAGCCCAACUCCUGUUAGGGUGACAUGGAACCAACCAGCAUUUUGAGGCUGGGGAUGAUCAGAGGAAGCAAAGGUCUUAUGUUCGUGAGACCAUGUUCAUGAGGAAGCAAAGGACUCAUGACACAAAGUGCUGCUACAUCUGUCCUGUCUGCCACUUUCCCAAGCACUGCAUUUUGCACUCCUGUCCCUCCCUGCACACACACGUACAUCCUGAAGACCCUACACAAUUCCGGCAUUUUUAAAUGUAAACAAAUAGUUGUAUAUGGACAAUUUUCUCUAAUUUUGACCACUAAUUCCUCUAAUUAGCAACCACAUUUACUAGAAAUUUGUAUUGGCAUGAUUCUGGCAUAGUUGUGAUAGCACAAUGUUCCCACAGCAGCACAAAUUUAUAACAGCACAACAGAGAACUCUAGAGAAAUCACUUUGCUGUUCCGUGUUAAGCAGGAACUUUUUAAAUGCGGGACUGGGAUUUUGUUUUAUAUGGUAUGUGGUUAAUGGUAUAUUCCCUCCUUGCUGCACCGGAAAUUAUCUUGUGUCAGUUCUGUUGGCUUGUUCUAACUUCUUGCCAUAACCUCUGUAAUGUUAAAUGUUCCCUGUAGUUUGCACUCUUACUGACAUGAAAUACUUGUUCUGAUGCUACUAGAUGAGAAAUUAGGAUUAAACCCAAUGCAGUCCAAAGCUAAUGAGAUUUUAAACAGUGAGAACAGUAUGGUUUUUCUGUUAAUAAUGAAAAAAAAAAAUCAGAUCACCUUUUUAUUUUGUUCUAUUUAGAUGACUGAGAAUUUUGUACUGAAAAAUUGACGAAACUGUUGACUCUAAUUUUUACCUAGAGUAGUAUCACUGAAAUUUCAGUUGUUUGAAAUGACCUCAUGUAAAAUCUAAAUACGUAACAUAGUUCAGUCAUUUUUACUCUGAUAGUCCUGGCUAACUUGCAAUAUCAUGAUCGUAAAAGAUUUCUUAAAAUGUGUAUAUAUUUGAAAUUUAUGUAAUAUUUAAAUACAACUUGGUUUCUAAGUAAAAAAUUAGAAUACAACUUCAACUAUUUUUUCUAUUCAUAAAUCCAAACUUUGUAAGUAGUAUUUAGAAUAAGAUUACCACCAAGUGUCUCAGAGAAAGUGACUUUUAUGCACUACAAGCUAGAAGUUCUUCUGUCCUCUCAGCUUUCAUUUUCUUUUGUGUUUAAGAUUACUUUCACAAGCCGAUAUGUACCCCAGAACUAAAAGAAUUCACUAAGGAAAAAGCUGUUGAUCUGAUUAACUGUUGUAAGACACUUUUGGCAUAAAUUUGUCUUUGAGAUGCUGUUUACUUUAUCAAGGUUUACAUGUACAAAUGCAACUACUUACUGUAUCAUACACAUUUGAAUAUUGCAUUUUUCAGUAAUAAACUUGGAUAUCUUUGAA